Diprion similis is the source of this 5677-nucleotide messenger RNA. It is a transcript of the gene Nrg, whose product is annotated as neuroglian. Lineage: Eukaryota; Metazoa; Arthropoda; Insecta; Hymenoptera; Diprionidae. Gene Ontology annotation, biological process: cell-cell adhesion. The record is from RefSeq and is a predicted model, not a curated record. Gene Ontology annotation, molecular function: protein binding. The transcript is spliced from 13 exons. Bases 217 to 4014 code for a protein of 1265 amino acids.
UUACGUCCGAGUUCGACGACGACGACGACGCGACUCUGACACGGAGUGGAGUGCUAACCGAGCACGCCCAUUUUUACGCCGCGUCUCCUGUGGCAACCGUCCAUAUCCGUACCAAAACAACCCUUACCUCAGCCCAAAAACAAAUAAAUCUGGCACACGCCCUACGACUGUAUCAGAUGCUAAUUACCCCGAAGUUUACACUGAGGAUAAACCAAAAUGGGGCGUCUUAUACUGUGCUCAAUUGCACCCCUGGCACUGACUAUUCUACAGGUGUCUGCGCUGAUCACAAUACCGGAUGGUACAACAGUACAAUCACCGCCAAGAAUGGUCAAACAGCCACCAACAGAUGAGCUGCUCUUUCAAGUCGCAGUCGCAAAGUUCAAUGAAAACGACAGACCGUUUAUUAUAGAAUGUGAAGCUACAGGAGAACCCGAGCCCAGAUAUCGUUGGGAGAAAAACGGUAAACGUUUUGAGUGGCAAGCGUACGACAAUCGAAUUUCACAGCAGAAUGGUAGAGGAACUUUGGUAAUAUCGUCUCCACGAGAUGAGGACUUGGGCCAGUACCAAUGUAUGGCAGAGAACGAGUGGGGAACUGCGAUCUCUAAUUCGGUAUUUGUGCGGAAAGCAGAGCUAAACUCAUUCAAGGACGGACCGCCAAGGACACAAAGUGCAAACGAAGGAGAUCCCAUUAAAUUGACUUGCCAACCUCCAGAUGGGUGGCCAAAACCAAAAGUCGAUUGGCUUAUACAGUAUACGAGCAGUGGAAUAAAGUCUAUCAACAACUCCAGAAUGACUCUGGACCCUGAGGGAAAUCUGUGGUUCAGUAAUGUGACUAGAAAUGAUGCUUCGGAUGACUUUUAUUACACUUGUGCAGCUACCUCUGUCUUUAAGAACGAAUACAAACUGGGUGAUCGUAUUUUGCUCAAUGUUUUGUCAAGCGGGGCAUCAUCAAACAACAAUAAACACGAACCUGUAAAGCAAUAUGUUUCGAGGAAGAACGAAGUCGCUUUGCUAGGCAAAAAAAUUGUAAUGUACUGCAUAUAUGGUGGUACACCUCUACCACAAACAGUGUGGAAUAAAGACGGUCAAGUACUGCAAGCAAACGGCCGAAUAACGCAAGGGAAUUAUGGAAAGUCAUUAAUCAUAAAACAUGUGAGCUUUGCGGACGCGGGAACAUAUACUUGCGACGUAUCCAACGGAGUAGGCGACGCGAAAUCAUAUUCAAUAAAUCUCAAAGUCGAAGCUAUCCCCUAUUUCACUCAUGAGCCAGAGAUUGAAAAUAAGGCGGAAGGUGAGACAGCAAUCUUCAGGUGCGAAGCUAGUGGUGUUCCCAAGCCUCAGAUCAAGUGGAUCCACAACGGAAAGCCUAUUGAGGAGGCACCGCCUAAUCCAAGGAGAAAAGUAACUGACAAUAUGAUCAUCAUUGAGAAAUUGGUCAAGAAGGACACUGGAAACUAUGGGUGCAACGCGACAAACUCACUGGGUUACGUUUACAAAGACGUUUAUGUCAAUGUCCUUGCUAUAGCACCACAAAUUACCCAGCCACCGUUUAAUGAGGCGACCGUCGAUGGGAAAACUAUUCGAAUUACGUGCCGUGUUUUUGGUGCUCCUAAGCCUGAAGUUAAAUGGAUCAGAAACGGCAUAGAACUCACUGGAGGUAGAUACAUAACACUGGAAUCUGGAGACCUCGAAAUAGAUAAUGUUAACUUCCUUGAUGCUGGGACUUAUACAUGUUACGCAUCCAACAAAUUUGGCCAUGACAAAGCCUCUGGUAAUCUUGUUGUGAAAGAACACACGACCAUCACUGAUGAACCUGAAGAUUACGAAGUCGCUGCCGGAUCUACAGCAACAUUCAGAUGUAACGCUGUGACAGAUUCAAGUUUGACACUGACCAUUGACUGGCUGAGAAAUGGAGAGGAGCUAGAUUUCGACAAGGAGCAAAGGUUUAUUAGGAGCACCGAUUAUUCAUUGACUAUUACAAAGACGACAGAAUUAGAUUCUGCAAUAUACACGUGUGUUGCUCGCACAGAGCUAGAUGAAACAAAAGCUCAAGCAACAUUGACAGUUCAAGAUGUGCCAAACGCACCUCGUUUAGAGGGAGUACAGUGCAGAAAAGACGAAGCCAAUGUCCAUUGGGUCCCUAUGGGUGACAACAGAACUCCCAUCCUGCGAUACACCAUCCAAUCCAACACCAGUUUUACACCUGAUACAUGGGAGGUUGCUAAGGACGAUGUUCCGGCCACAGAGCAAACCCACGUCGUCCCAAUGACGCCGUGGGCGAAUUACACAUUCCGUGUUUUAGCAUGGAAUAAAAUAGGGGUGUCGUUACCAUCAUCACGAAGCGAGGUUUGCACCACUCAGCCAGAUGUACCUUAUAAGAAUCCAGACAAUGUUGAAGGCAAGGGAACGGACCCGCAGAACAUUGUCAUUACGUGGACCGUGAUGCCUCAGAUAGAGCACAAUGCGCCAAAGUUCAUGUACCGAGUGUUCUAUAAGCGCGAUAUAACGGGUGAAGAAUGGACAACUGAAGAUGUAUUAGACUGGAAAGUACACCGGCUUCAGAUCGAUAAUCAGCCAACCUAUCAGCGAUAUAAGAUCAAAGUCGUGGCUAUUAAUGAGGAAGGAGAGUGUAGACAACAGCCAACUGAGGUCAUAGGCUACUCAGGCGAAGACGUACCACAGCAAGCACCUGGGAACUUUACCUUGGUUAAAAUAAAGGGAAGUACGAGUGCUAUUCUUUCCUGGAACGCUGUUUCUGACGAGUCCAUUAGGGGAGAGUUCAAAGGAUAUAAAAUUCAAACAUGGACCGACAGAGAUGGCGAAGAAGGGAUGCGCGAAAUUCAUGUAAAGAAUGAUACAACCAAGACUCUCGUUUCCAAAUUUGUUCCAUACAGCAAAAACUACGUUAGGAUUCUUGCGUAUAAUGGCAGAUACAAUGGUCCGUCUUCAGAGAUACUGAACUUUGACACACCUGAAGGACUUCCAGGCACGGUUCAGGCUUUGGAUGGCUUUCCUUUGGGAUCUAGUGCAUUAUAUUUGGUCUGGAAAAAACCAGAAAGACCUAACGGCAUUCUCAUUGGAUAUAAAAUUUACUAUCAUGUUGUUGACGGUACAAGCGUUGGGCCUUUGUUAGAGAGAAAACCACACGUUACAAACCCAGAAGUGACCAGAGUCAAACUGGCUGGAUUAGAACCAAAUACUAAGUACAGGAUUCACAUUCGGGCCAUUACCAAGGCUGGGGAGGGUGAAGACUAUUACAUAGAGCGUACGACGGGUAGUGCACUGCGAUCUGCUCCAGAGGUGCCACACUUCACAUGGGACCGUAUACCCACAGACAACGGGCUUGCAACCAUUAGAGUUACUUGGCUUCCAAGUCGAGAAGGAAAUCCAGGCAGUCACUUCUAUGUUAAAUACAAGCUCAAGGGAGAGACUAUUGAUGCCAGAACGCUGGACGAAAUCAACAGCGACAGCACAGAGAUACGAGGCCUUUUGAGAGAAAAAGUUUAUGUUAUGUCUGUUGUCGCCAUGGAUGGAGAUUUCUGGGCAGAAAGUUUGCCACAGGAAGUUGAUACCAGCGGAGAAGGUCCGUAUAUUCAACCCAACGAAACCGUUGCCACUGCCGGAUGGUUCAUAGGAAUGAUGCUGGCUAUUGCAUUCCUAUUGCUACUGCUGAUAAUCGUGUGUGUAAUAAAACGUAAUCGAGGUGGAAAAUAUGCCGUACACGAGAGAGAACUGGCGGCAGGUCGUGGCGAUUAUCCCGAAGAGGGUGGCGGUUUUCAUGAAUAUUCACAGCCCCUAGAUACUAAGUCUGCAGGAGGUCGUGCCUCGCUCGCUUCUUCCUCGCACCAGGACGGAAAACAUCCGGAGUCUGACACCGACUCGAUGGCCGAAUACGGAGAAGGAGAUACGGGGCGUUUCACCGAAGAUGGAUCAUUCAUUGGUCAAUAUGGACCAAAGGGUAGGCCUGAAGAAACACCCCCCAUCCCAACAGGCACCAUGGCCACGUAUGUCUAACCUUUUGCAGCUAUCUAUUCCAUGUAAUAUUUAAACUUCAUCCCAACAAAGGCUGAGGAACUACGGGUUACGUUUCGUUCUUAGCUGGCAGCAUUGACAGAAGUUUUGUACUUCUCUUGAUAUACUUAAUUGUUGGUCAGCUCUGUCUUACUCUCAGGGGAUUCUCAGCACUGGUAGCUAAUUACGGAAUACACCCUAUGUUUUUGCCUCUUCAGCAGCAGCUAUGCACCUUGCGCUGGGCGCAAUGUCCACACUAUACUGCCAGUUAGUUACUUUGUCAUCUUUGGGUUUCAUUAUUCAUCCAGCCGAAAUGACCUGUCCAGAAAACAAACAAGAAAAAUGCUUUGCUUUGAGCAUUCCAUACGUUUAUUUCAUUCGUUGAAUUUUUUCAUUCUCCUGUUUCUUUCAACCAAGAGAAUGUCACCCAUUCCUCUUACCCCCAUUAUUCAAACGAACAAAAAAAUCAAAAGGGUCAAUAUCUCUGAUCGAAUAUGAAACCCAAAGAUAUUCAGAUGUUGAAUAGCGAGCAAGUUAUUGAUGGAAAUAGUUCUAGAUACUAUUUUAGCAUUGACACCAAUAUUUGACAGGGUCAGAUUGGACACUGAAAAGUAACAAAGUUACUUGUCUUUUAUUACUGUUAUUUGUCAAGAUGAUUUUACCGAGACUGCAUCCAAUCCAUCAAGGGUUCUUCCUCUAUUCCAGUUGUUAUUUCACAUUACAAUUACAUUUCACUGGUAAUUACAAACCUUCUGAAAAGAUUCAAGAUUCACACAAUUUUAUAACCAACAAUCUAACAUCAAAUGGUUUUAUGCAAGAUGAUGAAAAAACAAUCACCCGCUAACACAAAUAAUAAAGUCAGCCGUGUUAAACGUUAUCUCGAGCAAAUCAUAGAUGUAAUAUCAUAUGUUGGGUUGGGCAGUGAGAUCUGAAAAAGAAGUGUUACAAUCUGGCCUCGACUGAAUCUAAUUUUAAUUUUGAAUCUCACGUACCCAAAUCUCAUAGUACUUCUUCCGGGACUUUGUGCCCUUGCUUUCAUGUCCGGCACAAGUAAAAAAAUGUAUAGGGUAUCCGUCAUCCGACGAUGUUCUCUAUUAAUAGGAAUGAUAAUUAUUACAACUAUAAUGAUAAUUAGUUCUGCAAGACGCUUUAUUUAAUUUUUUAUAUCUGAUGACCGUUGGUCAAACUUUUCUAACUAUAUAUUACUUAUUAUAAAUGUCGUAAUGCCACGCGAUAAAAAGUGACAUGAGAAAACAGGUGAAUUUGAAUGAAAACAAUUAUUAAUAUUCUCAAAAGAUAUUAAUUAUGGACAUGAUAUUAAUAUAUAUUAUAUAAUUGUAAUAAAUAACCUAUACGAUAGUUGAAUAAGAACAAAUGGCCUCUACUAUAAUAAUUGCUUUUUCUAUGUAAAGCACGCUUUCGCUGAAACGAACGACAAGAGAAAUUCACGUUUUUCAAACGAAUAUUUUUCAUUCAUGUUCUGUACACUUAGCUCUAUGAUAUUAUAGUAUAAUGGCUUUAGAAUGACGACGAUUAUGAUUAUAUGUUAUUAUUUAAUAUAUAUUGAAAUGAAAAAAGUAUAUAGAGACAUUAUAUAUUAAUUAUUACUAAAAAAAAAAUGAAAGAAUAACGUUAGGACGUUAAAAUACAGGAAGCGGUCAAUCAA